AAAUUAAAUGCAUCCAGUUCAUCAGAAGGCAGCACAGUUGAUAUUGGACUACCUCCAGAAGGGGAACAGCCAGAAGCAGAACCUGAAGAAGUUCUGGAACCAGAGGCUUGUUUUACAGAAGGCUGCGUGCGGAGAUUCAAAUGCUGUCAAGUCAGUGUAGAAGAUGGGAAAGGGAAAAUCUGGUGGAAUCUUAGGAAAACCUGCUAUAAGAUUGUUGAACACAACUGGUUUGAGACCUUCAUUGUCUUCAUGAUUCUUCUCAGCAGCGGUGCUCUGGCUUUUGAAGAUAUAUACAUAGAGCAACGUAAAACUAUCAAGACCAUGCUGGAAUACGCUGACAAAGUUUUUACUUAUAUCUUCAUUCUGGAAAUGCUUUUAAAAUGGGUGGCUUAUGGCUUUCAAACCUAUUUCACUAAUGCGUGGUGCUGGCUGGACUUCCUGAUUGUUGAUGUCUCUUUGGUUAGCUUAACUGCUAAUGCCUUGGGCUACUCAGAACUUGGUGCGAUUAAAUCCCUUAGGACACUAAGAGCUUUGAGACCUCUAAGAGCCUUGUCGCGAUUUGAAGGGAUGAGGGUGGUUGUGAAUGCCCUGUUAGGAGCAAUUCCAUCCAUUAUGAAUGUGCUGCUUGUUUGCCUUAUAUUCUGGCUAAUCUUCAGUAUCAUGGGAGUAAAUCUAUUUGCUGGAAAAUUUUACUACUGUGUUAACACUACAACUGAUGAGAGGUUUGAUAUCAGCCAAAUCAACAACUAUAGUCAAUGUGAGGAGCUCAUAAAAAACAAUGAAACUGCUCGAUGGAAGAAUGUGAAGGUUAACUUUGAUAAUGUAGGCCUUGGUUAUCUUUCUCUGCUUCAAGUGGCUACAUUUAAAGGAUGGAUGGAUAUCAUGUAUGCAGCUGUGGAUUCUCGUAAUGUUUUGGAUCAGCCUAAGUAUGAAGAUAACCUGUACAUGUAUCUUUACUUUGUUAUCUUUAUCAUCUUUGGAUCAUUCUUUACCUUGAACCUUUUCAUUGGUGUCAUCAUAGACAAUUUCAACCAGCAGAAAAAGAAGUUUGGAGGUCAAGACAUUUUCAUGACAGAAGAACAGAAGAAAUACUACAAUGCAAUGAAAAAAUUGGGUUCAAAGAAACCACAAAAGCCAAUACCUCGACCAGCAAACAAAUUCCAAGGCAUGGUCUUUGAUUUUGUAACAAAACAAGCAUUUGAUAUCAGUAUCAUGAUACUUAUCUGCCUUAACAUGGUCACAAUGAUGGUAGAAACAGAUGAUCAGAGUGAAGACAUGGAAAACAUUUUAUAUUGGAUUAACCUUGUGUUUAUUGUACUUUUCACUGGAGAAUUUGUCCUGAAAUUGAUUUCACUUCGCCAUUACUACUUUACUGUAGGCUGGAAUAUUUUUGAUUUUGUGGUUGUCAUUCUCUCCAUAGUAGGUAUGUUCUUAGCUGAGAUGAUUGAGAAGUAUUUUGUGUCCCCAACGCUAUUCAGAGUCAUCCGACUUGCCAGAAUUGGCCGAAUCCUGCGUCUCAUUAAAGGCGCUAAGGGAAUCCGCACUCUGCUUUUUGCUUUGAUGAUGUCUCUUCCUGCUUUGUUCAACAUUGGUCUGCUGCUGUUCCUGGUCAUGUUUAUCUAUGCGAUAUUUGGCAUGUCCAACUUUGCCUAUGUUAAGAGGGAAGCUGGUAUAGAUGACAUGUUCAACUUUGAGACGUUUGGCAACAGCAUGAUCUGCCUGUUUCAAAUUACCACGUCUGCAGGCUGGGAUGGUUUGCUAGCCCCAAUUCUAAACAGUGGGGAGCCAGACUGUAACCCAAACAAAACUCAUCCAGGGAGCUCAGUUAAAGGUGACUGUGGCAACCCUUCUGUUGGGAUUUUCUUCUUUGUCAGCUACAUUAUCAUAUCGUUUCUGGUAGUGGUGAACAUGUACAUUGCUGUGAUUUUGGAGAACUUCAGUGUUGCUACUGAAGAAAGCGCUGAACCCUUGAGCGAGGAUGACUUUGAGAUGUUCUAUGAAGUCUGGGAAAAAUACGAUCCAGAUGCAACACAGUUCAUAGAAUAUGAGAAAUUGUCUGAUUUUGCAGCUUCUCUGGAUCCUCCUCUGAAUAUACCAAAACCAAACACAAUUCAACUUAUUGCAAUGGAUCUGCCCAUGGUAAGUGGUGACAGAAUUCACUGCCUUGACAUCUUGUUUGCUUUCACAAAGCGUGUUUUGGGGGAAAGUGGAGAGAUGGAUGCCCUCAGAAUACAGAUGGAAGAUCGGUUUAUGGCAGCCAAUCCUUCUAAAGUCUCCUACGAACCAAUUACAACCACAUUAAAGAGAAAACAGGAGGAAGUAUCUGCUGUCAUUAUUCAACGUGCUUACAGACGUCAUCUUUUAAGGCAAAAAGUCAAAAAAGUUUCAUGUAUAUUUAAUCAGGAUAAAGGUAAAGAUGAGGACAAUCUGCCCAUGAAAGGAGAUAUGAUUAUGGAUAAACUAAAUGAGAACUCUACUCCAGAAAAAACAGAUAUGACCCCAUCCACAACCUCCCCUCCAUCCUAUGAUAGUGUAACAAAGCCAGACAAGGAUAAAUAUGAAAAAGACAAAUCAGAAAAAGAAGAUAAAGGUAAAGACAGCAGGGAAAGUAAAAAGUAA
Molecule: messenger RNA, 2619 nt
Organism: Nestor notabilis (Kea)
Lineage: Eukaryota; Metazoa; Chordata; Aves; Psittaciformes; Psittacidae
Product: sodium channel protein type 2 subunit alpha
Exons: 10
Biological process (GO): membrane depolarization during action potential; neuronal action potential; sodium ion transmembrane transport
Cellular component (GO): voltage-gated sodium channel complex; axon; plasma membrane
Molecular function (GO): protein binding; voltage-gated sodium channel activity
Source: RefSeq, a predicted model, not a curated record